Messenger RNA from Aspergillus tanneri, 1521 nucleotides. Its product is annotated as Zn(II)2Cys6 transcription factor. The coding region runs from base 1 to 1521 and encodes 506 amino acids. Lineage: Eukaryota; Fungi; Ascomycota; Eurotiomycetes; Eurotiales; Aspergillaceae. Gene Ontology annotation, cellular component: nucleus. The record is from RefSeq and is a predicted model, not a curated record. Gene Ontology annotation, biological process: positive regulation of transcription by RNA polymerase II. The transcript is spliced from 4 exons. Gene Ontology annotation, molecular function: zinc ion binding; DNA-binding transcription factor activity, RNA polymerase II-specific; transcription cis-regulatory region binding.
AUGGUUGAGACUCGGAAACACCAUUGCUGGGAGUGUCGCCGGCGCUCCUUGGUCUGCGACUUUGGGGUUCCGGGCUGUAAGCGAUGUGCAGCAUCCGGAGUCGAUUGCCCUGGGUACAGCAAAACACCACCUUUACGAAUAAGGUGGCUGGCGCCCGGUCAGGUCAAUGUACGAACAGUCAAAGACACCCCGAAGAAUCGCCAGAAGGAUGGCAAAGAUGAGCACAGAAGUGCCAGCUCAGCGUCAUCCAAGGAUAGCCCGACGCCGUCAGAAGAAACGCGGAAAUUGGUGAUUCCUCGCUACGAAAUGAAAACGGAAGCUCAUGCGCAAGUAGAAUCCUUCGAGUACUUCAAUACUUGUAUCUUCCCUAUCCAAGCCCAGGUUCUCAGUUUGGGCACCAAUAUUAAUGUUUAUAAAAUUCCACUGCCAAUGUUUCAGAUAGGUCUCAGAGCCCCCGACCAUAUCCGACUUGGUUUGAUUUGUUCCACCCUCAGUCACCGAAUGAGCCAAACAGUCAAUGACCCUAGCUCAAAGGCGCUGGCAAAGACCUUCUAUUAUUACCGAGGUCUCAUGAUUCGCUCGUUGAAUGAGGAUCUCAGCGUGGUCAAAAAGCGAACAAGUGAUAUAGUUCUUGCUGGAAUUCUCACCCUUCUUUUUGCGGAUAUCCAGCAAGGAAUUUCCCAGAGCUGGCGAUUUCAUAUAGAGGCAGUUCGCAGACUGUUAGUGGUGCGUGGUGGCAUGCACUCGGUAGCUGUAUCCCAUGGUGUGCUGCCCAUGAUUCUUUGCUUUGUCUAUCUGGCUGUUACUGCAGACACUUCAUCCCCUGCAUCAGAUUUGCUCAUCGAGACUUUGCCCAUUGAGGAGCUGUAUUUGCUGCUGGGAAAAUAUGGAGGCAACGGAUAUGCCUUCCAGAUGUGUCCUACUCCUCUCUUCGUUGAGAUAGCCAAGAUCAACCAUCUUCGAGCUCGAGCUUCAAAAGCCGGUAUUAUUGGAGAUCUUGAUCUUCAGGAAGAAGCCUGUGAAAUCCUGCGCCGCGUUUAUGACUUCUCGCCCGUCGAGUGGACCAAGGCAAACGGGCCUUUGGAAGAAGCCAAAAUAUUCUUUUUCAACAUUCUACAGAAAGCAGUUGCCCUGUAUUGCAUGUCAUCGUUGCAAAAUCUCUGUCUCUUUCCCCAAGGCUCGCCAUUAAGCAACUCUCGCUACACCGAGAGAGAACUUUUAUACGGACUGCUUAGUCAGGCUUUUGGGCCGCUGUCAUCUUUAGGGUUGAAAGGAUACUUGCUCUGGCCCACCAUGGUUCUUGGCGUGGAAGCAGUAGAUGGCGGCGCAGUCAUGCGUUUUUUUGUUCAGAGAAGUUUGAUCGAACUAAGCGUUUCCAGAGGCACAUAUAGCCCUCUUGCGGCAAAGGAAGUUCUCGAAAGCUUCUGGGCCUCAGACAAGACCGGAUGGGAUGCUUGCUUCGAUCAGCCAUAUAUGUUCACGACAGUCCUUACGGUGAAUCGAGGUCAAAUGGUUAAGUGA